AGAAUGCCAGGAACGAAAAUCACAGAAGGAGACCGAGAUGGAAUUGACUCGAAGUUCAUUUGCUUUAUUUGUCAUUUGCUAUUGUUGGAACCGAUGCAAACUCUUUGUGGUCAUGUUAUGUGUCUGACCUGUAUUGAAACACUACUGAGGAGUUCAACUCCAAGAUGUCCUGAAGAUGGUGAGGAGUUAAGUAAAGAAAAAGAACACGUCGCUACGAGCUGUGAAGGUGCGCCGGCGACAGUGAAAAUCACCGACUUGGAAUCGCAGCGAGGACCAAGUGCGCAACGAAGUAUCCCUAGUUGCAAUGGCAUCUUACUCUGGAAGAUUGAAGGCUUUCAUAAGAAGCGACAGGAUGCUAUCAAUGGAGUGAAGACGGCCUUGUAUAGUCCACAUUUCUACAGCGCUCUAAACGGAUACAAAUUGUGUGCAAAGAUCUAUAUGAAUGGAAACGGAUUUGGAAAAGGAUCUCAUUUAUCAUUGUUCUUUGUGGUGAUGAAGGGUAAAUAUGAUUCUCUUCAAAGCUGGCCAUUUCAGAAGAAGAUAACCAUGAUGCUCUUGGAUCAAGGUGAAUGUGAAUUACGUGAUCACAUGGUCCAAACGUUUCAUUCUGAUCCGCAAGGUGUGUCUUUCCAACGCCCGAAAUUUAACAUGAAUAUAGGCUGUGGUUUGCCAUUUUUUAUGCCGAUUGGUCAUUUGGAUCGUCGUCAGUAUAUCAAAGAUGACGCGAUCAUUAUUAGGAUCAUCGUAGACUAA
Molecule: messenger RNA, 753 nt
Organism: Dendronephthya gigantea
Lineage: Eukaryota; Metazoa; Cnidaria; Anthozoa; Malacalcyonacea; Nephtheidae
Product: TNF receptor-associated factor 3-like
Exons: 3
Coding region: 4-753 (249 amino acids)
Biological process (GO): protein K63-linked ubiquitination; tumor necrosis factor-mediated signaling pathway; positive regulation of JNK cascade
Cellular component (GO): cytoplasmic side of plasma membrane; plasma membrane signaling receptor complex
Molecular function (GO): ubiquitin protein ligase binding; tumor necrosis factor receptor binding
Source: RefSeq, a predicted model, not a curated record